AUGACAAUGGAAGCCAUUCAAACCAAUACAUCAACAUCAAGUCCAAACCCUACAACAAGCUCAAGCUCUAAAGCAUUUACCGAAACAUUAGAUGAGGUCUCAACAAUAGUCACCGCACCGAGUACAGGCAACUCUUCUAGAGUCACUACACCGAGUACAGGCAAAUCUUAUACAGUCACUACACGUAGAACAGCGACUACAGGGAAACCAAGUACAGUCUACACUAAAGCCACUACAGGAACACACAGUACAGCCAUUAAUACAGCCACUACAGGGACACCAAGUACAGUCUCCAAUAAAGCCACUACAGGGACACCAAGUACAGUGUCUAAUACAACCACUACAGGGACUCCAAGUACAGUCUCCACUAAAACCAAUACAGGGACACCAAGUACAGCCUCGAAUACAGCCACUACAGGGACAUCAAGAACAGUCUCCACUAAAGCCACUACAGGGACACCAAGUACAGCCUCCACUAAAGCCACUACAGGGACACAAGGUACAGCAUCUUAUACAUCCACUACAGGGACACGAAGUACAGUCUCCACUAAAGCCACUACAGGGACACCAAGUACCGUCUCCACUAAAACCACUACAGGGACACCAAGUACAGCCGGACACAAAAUACAGCCUCUAAUACAGCCACUACAGGGACACCAAGUACAGUCUACACUAAAGCAACUACAGGAACACAAAGUACAGCCUCCAAUACAGCAACUAAAGGGAAACCAAGUACAGUCUCCACUAAAGCCACUACAGGGACACCAAGUACAGUCCACUACAGGGACACCAAGUACAGCCUCAAAUGCAGCCACUACAGGGACACCAAGUGCAGCCUCUAAUACAGCCACUACAGGGACACCAAGUAAAGUCUCUAAUACAACCAAUGCAGGGACAACAAAUACAGCCUCUAAUACAGCCACUACAGGGACACCAAGUACAGCCUCUAAUGCAGCCACUUCAGGGACACCAAGAACACCAAGUACAGCCUCUAAAACAGCCACUACAGGGACACUAGGUACAGUCUCUUUUACAGCCACUACAGGAACACCCUCAAAUACAGCCAUUACAGGGACACUAAGUACAGCCUCUAAUACAGCAAUUACAGGGACACUAAGUACAGUCUCCUUUACAGCCACUACAGGGACACCAAGUACAGCCUCUAAUACAACCACUACAGAAACAAAAAGUACAGUCUCCAAUACAGCCACUACAGGGAAACUAAGUACAGCCUCUAAUACAGCCACUACAGGGAUACCAAGUACAGUCUCCUAUACAGGCAAUUCAGGGACACCAAGUACAGCCUCUAAUACAGCCACAACAGGGACACCAAGUACAGCCUCUAAAACAGCCAUUAUAGGGACACCAAGUGCAGUGUCCACUAUUGCCACAACAGGGACACCAAGUACAAUCUCCUAUACAGCCACUACCAGGACACCAACAACUAUAGGGACACCAAGUACAGCCUAUAAAACAGCCACUACAGGGACACCAUGUACAGACUCUGAAACAGCCAAUACAGGGACACCAAGUACAGCCUAUAAUAUAACCACUACAGGGACACCAAGUACAGACUAUAUAACAUCCACUAUUGGGACACCAAGUACAACACCAAGAACAGCCUCUAAUACAGCCACAACAGGGACCCCAAGUUCAGCAUCUAAUACAGCCAAUACAGUGACACCAAGUUCAGCCUCUAAUACAGCCACUACAGGGACACUAGGGACACCAAGUACAGCCUCUAAUACAGCCACUACAUGGACACCGAGUACAGUUUCCACUAAAGCCACUACAGGAACACCAAGUACAGCCUCGAAUACAUCCACUACAGUAAAACCAAGCACAGUCUCCACUAAAGCCACUACAGGGACACCAACAACUACAGGGACACUAGAUACAGUGUCCUAUACAGCCACUACAGUGACACCAAGUACAGCAUCUAAUACAGCCACUACAUGGACACCAAGUACAGUUUCCACUAAAGCCACUACAGGAACACCAAGUACAGCCUCC
Molecule: messenger RNA, 2013 nt
Organism: Mya arenaria
Lineage: Eukaryota; Metazoa; Mollusca; Bivalvia; Myida; Myidae
Product: sialidase-like
Exons: 9
Source: RefSeq, a predicted model, not a curated record